Messenger RNA from Aplysia californica (California sea hare), 838 nucleotides. Its product is annotated as putative 2'-deoxynucleoside 5'-phosphate N-hydrolase 1. Bases 1 to 561 code for a protein of 186 amino acids. Gene Ontology annotation, cellular component: nucleus. Gene Ontology annotation, biological process: deoxyribonucleoside monophosphate catabolic process. Lineage: Eukaryota; Metazoa; Mollusca; Gastropoda; Aplysiida; Aplysiidae. The record is from RefSeq and is a predicted model, not a curated record. Gene Ontology annotation, molecular function: 5-hydroxymethyl-dUMP N-hydrolase activity. The transcript has 6 exons.
AUGCACCAAAACUAUCACCGUAAUUCUGGGCCAAGGUAUCCAUCCAUAGCCGAUUCAGUCGAUUUCAUAUUCUUUGACUUUGUUGACCGUAGAGUGACCAUCACUAGUGGCCACGGCAAAAAGGAAGUCAGUAUGAAAAUCUACUUUGCUGGUAGCAUCAGAGGGGGCCGCCAAGAUGUUGGUAUCUACUUCAGCAUCAUCCAGCAGCUCAAGGAUAACUACGGAGAGGUGCUCACCGAGUUUGUGGGAGACAAAGACUACUCUAUCGACGACCCAAACAGAAUGCCGGAUAAAGAGAUCCAUGAUACUGAUGUCGGUAUGCUGUCAGAAUGCGACUGUGUGGUUGCUGAGGUGACCCAGCCGUCCCUUGGCGUGGGCUACGAACUAGGCAGAGCUGUGGCCAUGGGCAAAAGAAUCCUGUGCUUGUUCAGAACAGACGAAGGCAAACGUCUGUCUGGGAUGAUCAGUGGCGCCCACAAUGGCAAGUCUUUCAUCGUCGUCUACUACAAGGAACAGUCGGAGAUCCCCGCUAUUCUCAAGAAUUUUUUCGCUGCCUCCUAAGAUGUUCUUCUUGAGCCUUAGUUAAAAACUAAAGAGGGACUUUUAUUUUUGUUUCUGUGUUGAUUUUUAUUGUAUUCUAGAUCUGUUCAAUGUUGCGAGUAAUUUGAAGUAGCUUUCUGUGGUUACUAUCAUCAGUUUAAGGGUCGGAAUUUGCAAGCCUUAUUGUUGUUAUCAUCACAUUGAUAUAUAUGUAUACACAGAUGUUUUUUUAAAAUUUCUCAUUGUUGAAACUUUUACUAUUAAUGGAUUAAAAAGGAGAAAAAAAAGUUUAUUUUGC